This is a messenger RNA of Daphnia carinata, 796 nucleotides long. RefSeq lists its product as uncharacterized. The record is from RefSeq and is a predicted model, not a curated record. The transcript has 2 exons. The coding region runs from base 51 to 734 and encodes 227 amino acids. Lineage: Eukaryota; Metazoa; Arthropoda; Branchiopoda; Diplostraca; Daphniidae.
UCUAUCUUUGACUGUCCUAUCCUCUCUAUUUCUCCAUAGACGAUCCAGCCAUGAAGUUCAACAGCAUUCAAAUUUGUCUGCCCAUCAUUCUUUCAAUUUUGAUUGUUGAUCCUGUUCCAGCUCGUGUUGUCGUCGAUCCUGGUGUUGAUCAAGCUGGAAAUGGUCUGUAUGGUGGGAUGGUCCAGGGCCGUCAGAUCACGGCCCUCCUCACAGUUACCACAACAGUUUCUUCCGUUUUAACUUCGACUGUCUCAACGUCAAAAUUGUGCAUGAAGUUGAGUACCAGCGGAAGUUUGACUCCAUCGUCGCAGUGUGCCCGGAAUCUCCGCAACGGACGUCAGGAUGAUGAGCCCAUGCUCUACGUUCUUUAUGGCGAAAACGGAGAAGAUUUUGAAUUCGUCCGACCCGAUCAAAUCAAUCCGGCCAAAGUCCACCGUGUGGAAGCGACGGAGUUGGUUCAAUUCCGGGACGGUACACCUGCCGAACCUGCCAUUGAAUCUUCACUGGAGACCGAUGAUCGUGACAAUGGCGUUCGUGUUGCUCAGCCAGUUUAUUUUGCGGCAUUGGCCUCUUUGCUGUCCAACAUUUUCCCAUCUGCACUUCAAUCGACGACUACCAGCACGAUAACAUCUACCGUUUAUAAUGGAGGCACUACGUUCAUUACCAUUUACACUUCCACUAAUUCGUUCGUUCUUAUUGGAUCUUGCUAUCCAUCCUACCCUCCGCUUUGCUAGGAAUUGAACGUGCUUUUAUCAAUCUAUUUAAUCUAGCAAUAUGCAAAUUAUUUUUAUUAUCC